AAAUCUUUGGAAUAUCUUUUCAUGCGUUACCACAAUCACUUGUGCCAGAAUAUGGCUAUAUUCCAAGCUUUCUUGUUGAUACUUGUGAAUAUUUGGAAGAACAUGUUCAUACUGAGGGACUCUUCAGAAAGUCUGGAUCUCUUGUUCGUUUAAAAGCUUUAAAGAGUAAACUGGAUCAGGGUGAAAACUGCCUCUCAGCUGCGCUGCCAUGCGAUGUUGCAGGGCUUCUUAAACAGUUCUUUAGGGAGCUGCCAGAACCCAUCCUUCCACCUCACCUGCAGGAAGGCCUUUUAAGAGCUCAGCAGCUGGGAAAUGAGAAGAAAACUGCAACUGUGUUGUUGUCAUGUUUGAUGGCCAACAGAACAAUUGAAGCUUUGAGAUACUUUUUCAACUUUCUGAGAACUGUUUCCCUAAGAUCCAGUGAAAACAGAAUGGACAGCAGUAAUCUGGCAGUGAUUUUUGCUCCCAACCUCUUGCACUCGAAUGAAAAUGAAAAAAUGUCAGCCAGUACAGAAGAAAAAAUUCGUUUGCAAGCCGCUGUUGUGCAAACAUUUAUUGACCAUGCAGCAGAAAUCGGACAAGUACCAGAGUUUAUCUUGGAAAAGAUUCCUGCAAUGUUAGGUGUUGAUGCCUUUCAAUCUACUCCCUCACUGUGGGGCCACGAAGACAGUGAAAAUGAAUCACCCAGUGAAUGUAAGAAAAGGAGGCACCGAAGCGUUGGUGAUAUUGUUAGUGGAGCACUGAAUAAAUUUAAAUCUAACGGAACACCCUCCACUACACCUCAACAAGAUAGAAGCGUCCUUUCAUCGGUGACUCCAGUGGUUCUUACUCCAAGUACCAAGCGUAAACUUCCAACUGAUUGCUCUCAGGGCUUGUCCAGCAAGAAGAGAAGAUCUUUUAAGCAUAGUUUUGCUGUUGAGUUGUUACCAAGUAGCAUUUUUAACAGCUCAACACCAGCAUCAGUUCAGUUUGAAGCAAGCCCUUGUGUGUCUCUUGAGUCAUCACAGACGUCACUGUCUCCUUCAACUGGUGCUGAAAAUCAUCUGUCUGGUACAGGGAACAGAAGAAGUAAAAGACAUGCAAGCAAAAAAUUAUACAGGGCUGAAUCAGGAAAGACUGGUUGUUUUUCUCCAAAGAUUAGCCGAAAAGAAAUGGUUCGUAGGUCAUUACGCUUGAAGUUUGGUUUGGGGAAAAGCAACAGAGAAAUGAAUGUGGCAUCAGGAUGUGUGGUUGGUAAUAGAUCUGAAAAUAUUGGAAGGCGUCUUGCAAGUCAACAAGGUUUAGAAAGCAGAACUGAAUGUGCAAAGAGAGAUUUACUCUUCAGCCCAUGUAUCAAUGAAAAAUUCCCUAAGAAAGGUUCAAAGAAUGUGAGCAAGUCAGAAGAAAACUUGCUAAAUGCCAAUAAAGUAAUUCACCGAAUGUCAUGGAAUAGUCCUACUGUUACAUAUUCUCAGGUGAUCAGCAGGAAUGAGGGAAUGCUGCCAGGACACCCCAAACCAGAAAUCAGUUCUUCAGAAUCUGUUUUGAUAUUUGGAGAGCCACCAGUUGUUCCAGAUGAAUUCAAAUCCACAACUGUAAGCAAACAAGAGAACAGCUUAGAACUUUUGCUUUGUGAAGAGGAAAGUAAUUCAACUGCAGCAACAUUACUGAAAGUUAAACAAGCCUUCUCUGCAUCUGGUAGUAAUCUUCACAAUUUGAUAGGUGAUACAAAAUCUUCCUUCUCAGAUGUAGCAGGUGAAACAUUAAAUGAAAGUCUGUGUCUCACAGGGCUCAGUCUGCAGAAAGACUUGUCAGCUGAAGAAGUUUCUGAAAAUCUACCAAAUAGAAAAUCCAGAGAGCUGUUGCAGCAAUUUAAUCAGUCUUAUGCAACUGAUAAGCAUCAAUCAAAAAAAGAUGAAAAUAAAGUUUUGGAGAAAAGGAACUUCAAAGCUUCCAUUGAGAUCGAACUUCACGUCCCAAAACCAGAUAUGAAAAAUGUAACAGAACUUCCUGUGCCUCAAGUACUGGCCUGGGAGGACAAGUUGACUGUUCAGAACGGUUCAUCAAAAGAUGACUUAAACAAAAUAGAUUCCUUUGAAAGAAAAGAGAAAAUAGAAUUAACAAACUCACAAACAGCUGAAAACUCUAUUGUAAAAUGCUGUACUUUGGAAGAAGAUACCGCUAAACUUUCUGUGGCAGGACAGCUUCCUACUUUGCAGUUGACUAAAUCACUAAACAAAGUAGGCAACCAAUACUUGCAGGCUGAAAAUUGUGAUAAAACUUUAACUGUUUCUGACCAUGGAAAGGUUGCAGACCACAUACAGUGGUUCAACAAGCUUUCAUUAAAUGAUCCAAGUUCUGCAAGCAAAACUAAACCUCCUCUUAAAUUUCAACGUACUCCUGUUAGACAGUCUGUAAGAAGAAUUAAUUCCUUAUUGGAGGCUAACAGGCAAUCUGUAAGGUCUCAGCUGCUUAAAGCAAGAGAUGUGGGUUCACCGCUUGUUAAAUCUUUGAGCUAUGAUUCUGCACUAUCCUCCUGCAUAGAAAAGCCCUCAAAGAAUUCUGUGAUUUUGCCAUUCAGGGGUGAAAGUACAUAUGAUCAAGUUUCUGUAUCUCAUAAGCAGCUAAACUUGAUAUCCAAAUCAUGUUGCAGGCCAUUAAAUCCACCAGACAAGCCUGAUGUUUCUAUCGGAACUGCUGGGAUCCACGAACAGAAAGCAACUGUUCAUCCAUCAAAGUCUGUUCUAGAAGAUCUAAGCAAUCAUGAAAUUGUGAAAUCUAGUUUAAAAGCUAAUGUGAAUAUAAAUAUUCCAGGUGCUGCCCCAGAAAAAUCUACAAUCACAAGAAGUGCUUCAGGAAGAGAAAGAGUUCGUUAUAAAGGCUCUCCAAAAAAUCCAAUAUCUAAAGCAAAACUGCUACCAGCUGCAAAACCAGUAGACUUAUAAGAUCAUAUAUGAUUGCUAAAUAGGCUUAUCGUAACUUGGUUAACCUUUGGAAAAUCUAAAUUUGUACGAUUACUUUUUUAGCCCUAAUUAUUUGUAUUUUUCAAUUUAUUUUUUUAACUGUAUGAGUCAUGGACUUGUACAAAUAACAAUUUGUUUUAUGUUGAAGCUUUCUUUAUUUACUGAAACAUUUGUAAAUACUAGUCAGUUGAUCUAGAUUAAUUUGACUUCUAAAACAAUAAUAAUCUGCUUUUACAAAUGUUGUGUUAGAUCUCAUAUUUUAUUAUUUCGGCUUCUAAAAACAUGCUGCAUCUCCCAAAACAAUUUUUGCAGUAUUUAGACUAAGUACAAAGUUUUCUAAAAAAUUCUCAGACAUUUAAAACAAAAACAAACAUGAAAGAAAAUUUCUUGAUGCUGAGUAUUGAUAGCUAAAUUUAUUUACAUAGUUCUAAGUGUAUUGCAGCAUACUUUGAUAUUUAAAUUGGACCUUAUACCAGCUCUAUGUCUUUUGAGACAACGGUUUUUAUUUCUACUGGAGUAAAUUUGGAGCACAUUUUCCUUGCUGAGUAGGUAAAUUAAUUAUAUUUUUGACAUAUUUGGAGAAUUAUAAAUAAAUGUGCAGUUUAUUCAGGAAGUGAAAAGUCUUAAAACGUAAUCCAGCAAUGUGUUCUGCAAUAGGUACCAAGUAUUUUCAGUUGUGAGCAGUAAAAUGUUUUAUCUUAAUAUGAAAGGAUGGUUUUAAUUUAUUUUUAGAGUGACAGGAUAGUGUUAACUUAGAGGGUGUGGAAGCAGAUUUCAGAUGUUGGUAAUGUUGCAAGAGAUGAAUGUAAGAAGCCAUUGUGUGUUAAAAGUUGAUUUGCACAAGCAAAUGUUUACAUCUUUUGGAAUUAAAACUUUGUCUGUCAUCUGUUGUAAAAGUAUUUAAGAGUAAAGACUUGAAACUGUUCAUUAGCUUUCUGUAAGCAAAUUGCUUACUGGCAAAAUGUAAGAGUUGAAAGCACUGCAUACUUUUGGUUUUAAUAAAACCAUUUGUUUUGU
Molecule: messenger RNA, 3959 nt
Organism: Athene cunicularia (burrowing owl)
Lineage: Eukaryota; Metazoa; Chordata; Aves; Strigiformes; Strigidae
Gene: ARHGAP11A
Product: Rho GTPase activating protein 11A
Exons: 11
Coding region: 351-2924 (857 amino acids)
Biological process (GO): signal transduction
Source: RefSeq, a predicted model, not a curated record